This is a messenger RNA of Formica exsecta, 1542 nucleotides long. RefSeq lists its product as uncharacterized. The record is from RefSeq and is a predicted model, not a curated record. The coding region runs from base 476 to 1462 and encodes 328 amino acids. Lineage: Eukaryota; Metazoa; Arthropoda; Insecta; Hymenoptera; Formicidae. The transcript has 3 exons.
UGUUAUUAACCAGUAUUUUUGAAAAAAAAAAUGUUUCUAUUCUUAUCUUUAUAAAAUAGUCGAGAAAGAGCCUUGGCUGUCAGAUGGAAUUUUUCCACAAAAAAACGAUGUAUACCCAUUAUUUCCACCGGAUGUUACCCAAGAAUUCAGAGAAAUACAAGAAGAGGUGAUCGACGUAGUUCAUAAAAAACCAAUCGAUUAUCAUGAAAAAAUUGAGGAGAUACCAUCAAAAGUAAUAAAAGAUAUCGUCGAAAUAACCCCUAUCCCAGAAGAAACAGUUAUCCAGGAAAAAAAAAUUGUACAGAAAGAGCCUUUGCUGCCAGAUGAAAUUUCUCCGCAGAAAAACGAUGUGUACCCACUACUUUCACCGGAUGUUACCGAAGAGUUCAGAGAAAUAGAAGAAGAGGUGAUUGACGUAAUUCAUAAAAAACCAAUCGAUUACCCUGAAAAAAUUGAGGAGAUACCAUCAAAAGUGAUGGAAGAUAUCGUCGAAGUAACCCCUAUCCCAGAAGAAACAGUUGUCCAGGAAUUGACGGAAAGGAUAGCGGAUCAUGACGAGAAAAUCGAUUUGGUUGAAGAAGAGGUCCAAAAAAUCGCGAUCAUUGAGGAACAAGCUGCCAUCCCGAUGGAAAGGAUAACGGAUCAUGACGAGAAAAUCGAUUUGGUUGAAGAAGAGGUCCAAGAAAUCGCGAUCAUUCAGGAACAAGUUGCCAUCCCGAUGGAAAGGAUAGCAGAUCAUGAUGAAGAAAAAAUCGAUUUAAUCAAAGAGAAGGAAUUAGUUACUGAAACAACUGUAGCGGACUCCGUAAAAGAGAUAUCGGUUGAAAAACCUGAAAUUAUCGAAGAUGAAAUUGAGCGGCCAGCAAUUGCAAAAAUCGAAUUAGAAUUGCCACAGGAACUAGAAGAGUAUUUUGAACCCGAGAAGCGUGUAGAAUAUGGCGAAGACGGCAUUACUGACCACGAAAAAUUUAUCGAGGAGGAAUUGCAGGAGUCUCUGCCCGCCAUAAUAGCAAAGGAAAUUCCGGAGGAGCCGAGAGCGAUGCGUCAAGAAAUUUCCAAGAAUGCGGUCUAUGAGAAAAUCGAUCGCAACAACUCUGCCAGACCAUCAAGAGAGCCUGAACGACGAGCUAGAGAAGAAGUACCUGCAAAAGUAAAGCGAAUCAUCUCGCGCAAACCUGAAACUGCAGAUGUUUGCGAUGAGACAUGCCCUUUAGUAAAAGAGCAGAAAGAACGUUUUAUGCGCAAAUUGAAGGAACGACAGCGGGUCAUAGAUCAUUAUUAUCUGACAAAGGGCUUCAGCUACUUCGAAGACGUAUGCACGUGCUCUCUGGCUUGCAUGGUGUACGCUCUAAGCAGGGAUCCAUUCGUGAGAAGCGUAUUCGCGUCUCUCGCAUUGUUUGCGGUCGGAUUAAAGCUGUGCUCCGAGCUGGAUGCGUGGGAAAUGCCAAAUCGCGUUUCAUAAGAUCAGAUAUUAACAUCACUCACUGUAUAAUCAUUGUUAAAACUAUCCUAUAAAAUUGCCGUCAUAUUAAAAUAAAGGCA